Molecule: messenger RNA, 994 nt
Organism: Sardina pilchardus (European sardine)
Lineage: Eukaryota; Metazoa; Chordata; Actinopteri; Clupeiformes; Clupeidae
Product: histone H2A-like
Exons: 1
Coding region: 282-659 (125 amino acids)
Biological process (GO): heterochromatin formation
Cellular component (GO): nucleosome; chromatin
Molecular function (GO): structural constituent of chromatin; protein heterodimerization activity; DNA binding
Source: RefSeq, a predicted model, not a curated record
AUCUUCGUUGGAGAAUGAUGUAAUGAAUGCCUGUGCUGCUUUGUCGCGUUUAUAAAUACUUAGAGCGCGGACCUUGAUGAAAACUACUAGACACUCCCCUUCGAUCGCCCCUCCCUGUUACGUUGCAAAUGUGUUGAUUGGCUCUGAGUAUCACUUCCUCAGCCAAUGAGGCACUGAGCAAGCCUGUGAUGGCCUGGUACAUAUAAACAUAAUUUCGUUAGCGUUAAACGCAUCAGCAAUUUGUUGAAGCUAAUAUAAAACAGUAAUAAAAAAAAACCACAAUGAGUGGAAGAGGCAAAACCGGAGGCAAGGCUAGGGCUAAGGCCAAGACUCGUUCAUCCAGGGCUGGACUCCAGUUCCCCGUGGGCCGUGUCCACAGGCUGCUACGCAAAGGUAACUAUGCCGAGCGUGUCGGCGCUGGUGCACCGGUGUACUUGGCCGCUGUGCUCGAGUAUCUGACGGCGGAGAUCUUGGAGUUGGCCGGUAACGCUGCCCGUGACAACAAGAAGACCCGCAUCAUCCCCCGCCAUCUGCAGCUAGCUGUCCGCAACGACGAGGAGUUGAACAAGCUGCUCGGCGGAGUGACCAUCACUCAGGGUGGUGUGCUGCCUAACAUCCAGGCUGUGCUUCUGCCUAAGAAGACCGAGAAGUCCAAGUAACUUGAUACCGGUCAACCUACAUCGACUCAAAGGCUCUUUUAAGAGCCACCCACUCAUCUCCGUGAAAGUAUUUAUUCUAUUUCUGUACUGGUUGUGUCUUGAACUGAUCUUGAAAAUAAAAACAAUCAUGAAUGUGUUGUGAAAGACAGACAUGGGACGGUCGGCCAAUUACCCUGGUGUUCGUCAUAAGUUACGGUUUGAAUUGGGAACGACAGCACAGUGUUACUCAUAUAACCACAUCAACAAAUCCAGACGCCCAGAUAUAUUGUUACCGCUACAUUUGUAAUCGUUUUUGUAACACUACAAUAAUGUAGUGUCCACAAUCGUUGCACAAA